Messenger RNA from Rhodamnia argentea, 1592 nucleotides. Its product is annotated as rac-like GTP-binding protein 5. The transcript is spliced from 7 exons. NCBI's taxonomy places the organism in Eukaryota, Viridiplantae, Streptophyta, Magnoliopsida, Myrtales, Myrtaceae. The coding region runs from base 768 to 1286 and encodes 172 amino acids. Gene Ontology annotation, biological process: regulation of actin cytoskeleton organization; small GTPase-mediated signal transduction; actin filament organization. Gene Ontology annotation, molecular function: protein kinase binding; GTPase activity; GTP binding. Gene Ontology annotation, cellular component: cytoskeleton; plasma membrane; cell projection. The record is from RefSeq and is a predicted model, not a curated record.
GAAAAUUCACUCAAGACUUGAGCUUUUUUGGCUUCUUCUUGGUUUUCCCUUUCAUCGCAUUAAUGGUUUUAUCCUUGCUUGCAGCAAUUGGACUUAAUUCCUUUUGUGGGUUCAAUCAGUGUAAUUUGGUGGCUGCAUCGUCUUUGAAAUUCUCUUAUUCGGGUGCUGCGGAAGGGGGGUGAAGUAGUUCGAAUUUUGGGUUUACAAGAGGGAUUUGAAACUGAUAAUUUGUCGGGUCUCUUUAGGUUGUUGAUUUUAGGGAUUAGUGUUUGUUUCUUGCCUCCAAUCUCUACUAUUUCUUGGUGACAAAAUGAGAAGAAAGAAAGCGAGCAUUGGAUUUUGGUAAUGUUUUUGUAGGUUUGUGCUAACCUGUGUGCAUUGGAGGAGUUUGCUGCUUUUGUUACAUAGGAAUUUUGUUUUCGAAAUUAUGCUUGUGACGUCUCUGUUUUUAGUUAUCUUCUUGGACUAAAUUAUGCAAGUAACACGGUUGCUAUGGCCAUAGCUAAUGGGUUCAUUUUCACACAAAGCCUCAUGUGGAGAUCAAAUGGUAAUGACUCUUUAAGUCUUACUGUUUGUAGGAUGGACUCUGAAAUCGGAGUUGAUUUGGGAAAUCUUUUUAUGAAGACAUGAGGAUUUCUGCAAAACUUCUCAGUGUUUGGCUCUUGAUGAGUUUGUUUUUGGGUGAAAUUUGAAAUACUCUCACUAAUUGUCCACUUUGCAAAGCGAUAUCAGUGUCCUUGGUUCUCUGUAGUGGGAGGUGUUAUUCGAUGAAUACUGGUGGUUUGAAGGAUUAUGUGCCAACUGUAUUUGACAAUUUUAGUGCAAACGUGGUUGUUGACGGAAGCACUGUUAAUCUGGGGUUGUGGGACACUGCUGGCCAGGAAGAUUACAAUAGGUUGAGACCUUUAAGUUAUCCCGGAGCAGAUGUCUUCCUGCUUGCGUUCUCUCUCAUAAGCAAGGCUAGCUAUGAAAAUGUUGCCAAAAGGUGGAUUCCUGAGCUGCGUCAUUUUGCACCUGGUGUUCCGGUUAUUCUUGUCGGGACGAAGCUUGAUCUACGAGAUGAUAAGCAGUUCUUCUUAGAACACCCUGGCGCCGUCCCCAUUACCACAGCCCAGGGGGAGGAACUAAAGAAACUGAUAGGGGCUGCUGCUUACAUAGAAUGCAGUUCAAAAACGCAGCAGAACGUCAAAGCUGUCUUCGAUGCUGCCAUUAAGGUGGUCCUGCAGCCGCCUAAACAGAAGCGAAGGAAGAAGAGAAAGGCCCAAAAGGCAUGCUCUAUAGUAUGAGCACGACGAGAAUAGCAAGAAGAAAGAAAUCCUUUCUGGUAUGGAGAAGUAAUUAACUACUGCAAAACAAGGAUUAAACAAGUGAUGUUAAUAGUCCUAACUGACAGCCUAGGAGAUGUCGACAGAGCAUUGCAGUUCUGCUUGCUGCACCUCGUCUGUGGUCUAAUAUCAUCAUGAAGGACUUACUUUAGAUGCAGGUAACUAGCAGAAAAUUUCAUAAAAGCUCUAGAGAGUUGUAUUAUUUUUCUUUCGGUUGAAAAGUCGCAUUUUUACCACUACCAUGCAUUGUCCAAGUGUUUUUCUUGG